AGACUCGGUUGAUAGCCAUAUGGUUGAUUAUAUACACAUUUAGUUAACUGUUCUGCUUCCCGCGAGCAAGGCACACAUUGUGGUUGUCCGUCCGAUUGAAAAACUGUCAACAUUGAAUUUUAACUCAGGACUUUUUUUACUUUUAUUGCAAUCAUGUUACCAAUCAUAUCUCAAUUGAAUUCCAAGCGUAUUGUGCUUGCAAGCAGUUCACCGCGUCGCAAGGAGCUCUUGAAAAUCAUUGGCUUAAAUGUUGAAUCAUGUGCAUCGACAUUCGAGGAAAAUCUUGAUCCGAAAGAUUUCAACAGUUUUUCCGAAUUUGUUGAAGAGACCGCACUGCAAAAGGUUCUGGAAGUGACAAAUCGAUUAGAUGCCGAAGCAGAAAUCGAUGGAAAAUCGAAAGCAGACAUUGUCAUUGGAGCCGACACAAUGGUUGCAUUAAAUGGUGAAAUGUAUGGAAAACCGAAGAACAAAGAAGAUGCCAUUGAAACAUUGAACAAGCUCAACGGAAAAACGAACGUUGUUUUCACUGGUGUCGCUAUCAAAUAUGGGGAUCAUAUUGAAAAAUUCACCGAAAGCACAGAAGUUCAAUUUGGAAAAUUAACGACAGAACAAAUCCAAGCUUAUGUCGAUACAGGCGAACCACUUGACAAAGCGGGUUCUUACGGAAUACAACACAUUGGAUCAACGCUUGUCGAACGCAUAAACGGCGAUUUCUUUACCGUUAUCGGGCUGCCCGUCUAUCGUCUAUCUUUUACAUUGCAUAAACUCUACAAAGAAUUGAAAUAAUACUCGUACCAAAUAAACGGCAUGCCGUUAUACGUAUUCAUGAAAAAAAAAUCAACGUUCGAUAAACGUUAUGCUGAAAUUUAUUUCGUUUUUAAACAAUUCAUAUUUAUUUUCAAUCAUUUGAUGACUUACACUUGAAAUAGAAAACAUUUUAUGUAAAUAGGUAUUUUCGAUGAUUAUGUAAACAAAUCCAUUGUUUAUGACCGAUACAAUAGUUCAAUAAAUAUAUUGUGAAAUUAUUAUA
This is a messenger RNA of Contarinia nasturtii (swede midge), 1030 nucleotides long. Its product is annotated as dTTP/UTP pyrophosphatase. The record is from RefSeq and is a predicted model, not a curated record. The coding region runs from base 154 to 786 and encodes 210 amino acids. The transcript is spliced from 4 exons. Gene Ontology annotation, molecular function: nucleoside triphosphate diphosphatase activity. Lineage: Eukaryota; Metazoa; Arthropoda; Insecta; Diptera; Cecidomyiidae.